ACCGGAAGCGGAAGUGCUCUCUGUUGCUGCUCCUGCGGCGUUCCGGGCGGCUGAAACAGCAGAGACCCGGGACACGCCAUGGAACAUGUGACGGAGGGUGCCUGGGAGUCGCUGCAGGUGCCGCUGCAUCCUCGGGUGCUCGGAGCACUGCGCGAGUUGGGCUUCCUGCACAUGACGCCGGUGCAGUCUGCCACCAUCCCUCUGUUCAUGAAAAACAAAGAUGUCGCCGCGGAAGCUGUCACUGGUAGUGGUAAAACCCUGGCUUUUGUCAUUCCUAUUCUGGAGAUUCUUCUGAGAAGGGAGGAGAAGUUAAAGAAGAACCAGGUAGGAGCCAUCGUUAUCACCCCAACUCGGGAGCUGGCCAUUCAGAUUGAUGAGGUCCUGUCACACUUCACGAAGCACUUCCCGCAGUUCAGCCAGAUUUUGUGGAUCGGAGGCCGGAACCCUGGAGAAGAUGUGGAGAGGUUCAAGCAGCAUGGCGGGAACAUCAUUGUGGCAACCCCAGGCCGCCUGGAGGACAUGUUCCGGAGGAAGGCUGAGGGUCUGGACCUGGCCAGCUGUGUGAAGAGCUUGGACGUGCUGGUGCUGGAUGAGGCAGACAGACUGCUUGACAUGGGCUUUGAGGCAAGCAUAAACACAAUCCUGGAGUUGUUGCCAAAGCAGAGGAGAACAGGCCUUUUCUCAGCCACACAGACACAGGAAGUGGAGAACUUGGUGCGAGCAGGCCUCCGGAACCCUGUCCGAAUCUCUGUGAAGGAGAAAGGUGUGGCAGCCAGCAGCACCCAGAAGACCCCGUCCCGUCUGGAGAACCACUAUAUGAUUUGUAAGGCAGAUGAGAAAUUCAACCAGCUGGUCCAUUUCCUUCGGAGCCGUCAGCAGGAGAAGCACCUGGUGUUCUUCAGCACGUGUGCGUGUGUGGAAUACUAUGGAAAGGCCCUGGAGGCACUGGUGAAGAAGGUGAAGAUCCUGUGCAUCCACGGGAAGAUGAAGUACAAGCGCAAUAAGAUCUUCAUGGAGUUCCGCAAGCUGCAGAGUGGGAUCUUGGUGUGCACUGACGUGAUGGCCCGGGGAAUUGAUAUUCCUGAAGUAAACUGGGUUUUGCAGUACGACCCUCCCAGCAAUGCCAGUGCCUUCGUGCAUCGAUGUGGACGCACAGCCCGCAUUGGCCACGGUGGCAGUGCUCUGGUGUUCCUGCUACCCAUGGAGGAGGCGUACAUCAACUUCUUGGCCAUCAACCAGAAAUGCCCCCUGCAGGAGAUGAACCUCCAGAGAAACACUGUAGACCUUCUGCCGAAGCUCCGGGCCAUGGCUCUGGCUGACAGAGCCGUGUUCGAGAAGGGCAUGAAAGCCUUUGUGUCCUUUGUGCAGGCUUAUGCAAAACAUGAGUGCAGCCUCAUCUUCAGGCUGAAGGAUCUUGACUUUGCCGGGCUUGCUCGAGGCUUUGCCCUAUUGAGGAUGCCCAGGAUGCCAGAACUAAGGGGGAAGCAGUUUCCAGAUUUUGUACCAGUGGACAUUGAUACUGACACGAUUCCAUUUAAAGAUAAAAUUAGAGAAAAACAGAGGCAGAAACUUUUGGAGCAGAAAAGAAAAGAGAGGAUAGAAAAUGAAGGGAGAAGAAAAUUCAUUAAAAAUAAAGCUUGGUCGAAACAGAAGGCCAAAAAGGAAAGAAAGAAGAAGAUGAAUGCAAAAAGGAAAAAGGAUGAGGGUUCUGAUAUUGAUGAUGAAGACAUGGAGGAACUCCUUAAUGAUACAAGGCUCUUGAAAAAAUUUAAAAAAGGUAAAAUCACAGAAGAAGAAUUUGAGAAGGGGCUAUUGACAAGUGCCAAAAGGACUGUCCAGCUGACAGAUUUAGGUGUCUCAGACUCGGAAGAGGACAGUUGACUUCAGAGCCUCAGAUGAAGGUCGUCUCACUGGCCCCACAUUCGUACUCUUGCUGGAGGACUAUCUGGAAAGCUGUCUGUUCAGACUGGGAGAAAGAAACUGAAGGACUGCACACACGAGUGCUAGAAUCCUAUCAGAAUCUCACAGAAGUGUGUUUAGCUAUUUGAAUGUAAAUAACAGAUCUCAGUAUUUAUUUUGAUCAAUUAUGCUUUUUCUUCGAUGCUUUUUGUACUUUAUUACAAAUUCCCACUCCUUUUAAAACAAUAAUGAAGUAUACCCUCCUGUCCCCACAAAUGCUGCAUAUCCUUUGCAGCCCCACCUAGAGCACCCAUAGAUGCAGAGGGGCCUGUAUGCAGGUUUUUUUCAUUGCAAUAGGGGCCACACUACUGUAGUGAAUUGCAUAUGCUUGGUCCAUAGGAAGUGGCACUAUCAGAUGUGGCCUUGUAGGAAGUGUGUCAUGGUAUGGGCAGGCUUUGAGGUCUCCCAGGCUCAAGCUCCACCCAGCGUAGGAAGAAAGCCUCCUGGCUGCUUUUGGACCAUGAUGAGAGCCCCACCAUCUGCCUGCACACUGCCAUGCUUCCCACCAUGAUGAUGAUGGACUAAAUUUCUGGAACUGUACGCCAGCCCCAGUUUAAUGUUUGCCUUUAUAAGAGUUGUCUUGGUCAUGGUGCCUCCACACAGGAAUGGAACCCAAACUAUGUAGUCUAGAAUGAUUUUAGAAUGAUCCUCCUGCUUUAGCCUCCCAUGUUCUGAGGCCACAGGCCGGUGCCACAACACCCAGAUUGGGGUUGAGAGCAUUUUAGAACAGGCUCUGGUGUUCUUUUAUACUCACACUGUUUCUGGUCUGUGCUAGCUUAUAUGAGGCAAUAUCUAAAUUAUUCACAUAAUUUAUUUGAAAAGAUCCUGAUUUGUUUCCAUAUUUAACUUAAAAAAGCUGUUUUGGUUUUAAACAUGUUUAAAGUAAACUCACAUUUUUUUAUAGA
This is a messenger RNA of Mastomys coucha (southern multimammate mouse), 2864 nucleotides long. RefSeq names its product DEAD-box helicase 55 (gene Ddx55). Gene Ontology annotation, molecular function: nucleic acid binding; ATP binding; RNA helicase activity. The transcript has 14 exons. Gene Ontology annotation, cellular component: nucleolus. The coding region runs from base 79 to 1881 and encodes 600 amino acids. NCBI's taxonomy places the organism in Eukaryota, Metazoa, Chordata, Mammalia, Rodentia, Muridae. The record is from RefSeq and is a predicted model, not a curated record.